UUGACCCUUGGGUCUUUUUUUCAAGUCAAAGAUAUUUUCAAAAAUAGAAAGUGCAAAAGAGAGUAAGGUUUGGGGAAACGCUGGGUUCAUUAGAUUGUCUGAAGAAAAGGUUGCACUAUACUAAAUUAAGAAGAGGGAAAGAUGAGGAAAAGUUGCCUAAAAUGGUGGUUAGUUGGAGGUCAAAGUCUAAACCCCGCCAAGCCAAUAAAAUUUAGAAAACAAAAACUGCCGAAGCCAAAAGCCCUUUGGAAAUUCCUUCCACCACCAAACCAAACCAACUCAUUUUGUUCUUCUCUAAUUCCCCCCCUUUUUUUUUAUCAUGGAAUAAGGAAAGGAGAAACAGACAAACUAUACCAAUUCCCCCCAAAGCCUUGUCUCUCUUCCAAAUCCACAAUCAAAUCUUCAAACACCUUUUCAUCCAAUCCUUAAAAAUCGUUACAAGGAAUUAUCAAAAUACUAAAUUUCUCAACAUAUCUAUCUAAGAAGGUUUUGGACACUGCACUAACAUCUUUUGUUGAUUUCCACUUUUACAUCUUAUGGUGUCAGUAUUUCUUAAUAGGCAUUUGAUUUCUAGAUCUUGUGACUUGGGCUCAGUUACGUAGAUGAGAUGAUGUAGAUAGGGAAACUAGGCUUUUCCAUAUUGUCAUUGACUUUUAUUUAAUGAAUUAUUUGUUGGUCAGUUGUGUGUGAGACUAUGUAAGGGAUGAUGGUAUCAGCUACAAUUAGGCGAAUUGUGUCGCCCUGUUGGAGACCAUUUGAGGGUGAAAUUUCUAGUAGGCAUGGAGAUGCAAGUGGACGUGCUAAUGGUUUGUUGUGGUAUAAAGAUUCAGGAAGACAUUCGAAUGGUGAAUUCUCAAUGGCAGUAAUUCAAGCAAACAAUUUGUUAGAGGAUCAAAGCCAGCUUGAAUCUGGCCCCUUGAGCUUAACUGAGGGAAAUCCUCAAGGAACUUUUGUUGGUAUAUACGAUGGGCAUGGAGGUCCAGAAGCUGCCCGGUUUGUCAAUGACCGUUUAUUUAAAAAUAUCAAGAAGUUUACUUCAGAAAAUAAUGGAAUGUCAGCUGAUGUUAUCAAUAAAGCAUUCUUGGCAACUGAAGAAGAAUUUCUUUCUUUGGUAGAGAAUCAGUGGCUGCACAAGCCGCUAAUAGCAUCAGUUGGAUCUUGCUGUUUGAUAGGCAUAAUAUGUAGUGGGGAGCUCUAUAUUGCAAAUGCAGGAGAUUCUCGAGCAGUAUUAGGUAGACUGGAUGAGGCUACGAAAGAUAUUAAAGCUAUUCAACUAUCCGCGGAGCACAAUGCUAGCUGUGCAUCUGUCAGAGAAGAGUUGCGCUCAUUGCAUCCUGAUGAUCCGCAGAUUGUCGUUAUGAAGCACCGGGUCUGGCGCGUCAAGGGUCUCAUUCAGAUUUCAAGAUCCAUUGGUGAUGCCUAUCUAAAGAAGGCGGAGUUUAAUAAAGCACCAUUAUUGACAAAAUUUCGACUCUCAGAACCCUUUGAUCAGCCAAUCCUUAAAGCUGAACCAGCUAUACUAGUACAGCAACUGUGCCCUCAAGAUCAGUUUCUUAUACUUGCAUCAGAUGGGUUAUGGGAGCGAUUGAGCAAUCAAGAAGCAGUUAACAUUGUUCAGAGCUGUCCUCGUAAUGGAGCAGCGAAGAAACUUGUGAAAACUGCACUUUGUGAAGCUGCGAAGAAAAGAGAAAUGAGAUACUCAGACUUGAGAAAGAUUGACCGAGGGGUGAGGAGACAUUUCCAUGAUGACAUCACGGUUAUAGUUUUGUAUCUUGAUUCAAAUUUUUUGUUUCAUGCCAAUUCACGUGUACCCUUGGUUUCUAUCAAAGGAGGUGGUGAUAGUGGUUAUGAUAUUGGUAUUAUAGAUGCCUAGUUUGAUCAGGAAUACGAACCCAUUCCUCUCUUAAAUAUUUGUAUUCCAAAUGUAAAUUUCCCCCUCCCCUGUCAUAAUAGAAUCAAGAAAGAGUUUCCUCUCACACA
Messenger RNA from Glycine soja, 1980 nucleotides. Its product is annotated as probable protein phosphatase 2C 38. Gene Ontology annotation, biological process: protein dephosphorylation. NCBI's taxonomy places the organism in Eukaryota, Viridiplantae, Streptophyta, Magnoliopsida, Fabales, Fabaceae. Gene Ontology annotation, molecular function: cation binding; protein serine/threonine phosphatase activity. Bases 704 to 1873 code for a protein of 389 amino acids. The record is from RefSeq and is a predicted model, not a curated record. The transcript is spliced from 5 exons.